Paramecium tetraurelia is the source of this 780-nucleotide messenger RNA. RefSeq lists its product as uncharacterized. Gene Ontology annotation, biological process: regulation of DNA-templated transcription. Gene Ontology annotation, molecular function: sequence-specific DNA binding; DNA-binding transcription factor activity. The record is from RefSeq and is a predicted model, not a curated record. The transcript is spliced from 6 exons. NCBI's taxonomy places the organism in Eukaryota, Ciliophora, Oligohymenophorea, Peniculida, Parameciidae.
AUGAAUAAUAUAAAGACAUCUAUCCCAACCUUCAUUCUCAAAACCUAUCAAAUGUUGGAGGAUCAAAAGAGUACAAAUGUAAUUAGUUGGACUUCUUAAGGAACAGCAUUUAUAGUGUACAAUUAAGUGUUAUUGGAAAAAGAAGUCUUAUAGAAUUUCUUUAAACAUAGCAAUUAUUCCAGCUUUGUAAGAUAAUUGAAUUUAUAUAAUUUUAAAAAAGUGAAAUCAAAUGAAGGUUAAAUAUUCAAGCAUAAAUGUUUCCGUAAAGGCAUGAAGUAAUAUCAAAUAUUUAAACUUAGAUCAAUGUUAUAGUUUAUAAAACGAAAGAAUUAGGAUGAUCCAUAAGUUGGUUCUAACACUCUUGUAUAAGAAGAGCCAAUCAUCCAUAUCAAGGAGGAAUAGAAUUUAUUUAAGGAGUGUGCCAUUGACAUCAAAGAAACGAACAAUAAACUAAAGGAGGAUAUGAAAUUAUUAUAAGAAACAUCUUCAUAUUUAAUUGAUUAAAUGCAAAAUCUUAAUCAUACGCAAUAGUUUGUUUAUAACUAGAGUGUUGAUAUAGAGGUCAAAUUCAAAUAAGUUGGAUAAAUGUUACAUGCAAUAAAUGAAGAACUGAGGCAAGAGAUGUAAGAUAAAAGUGAACCUAUUACUAACAAAUUUUUAGACAAAAAAGAAGAUUGCUUUUAAGAAUCAAAAGUUGGUUCUCCAAACCCUUAUGUGGAUUACAAUAGCACAGCACUCAAUCCAUUGGAUUAUGAGUAUUUUAUAGACUCAUUUUUAUGA